This is a messenger RNA of Didymodactylos carnosus, 186 nucleotides long. Lineage: Eukaryota; Metazoa; Rotifera; Eurotatoria; Philodinida; Philodinidae. The record is from the annotation of a GenBank genome assembly.
GUCUAUGAAGAAGCUCGACAAUGUGUUGCAACAAAUCGACCAGGAUUGAUUCUGUUUAUUGAUUUUGUUAGUGCAUUCGAUAAGGUAUGGCAUAAAGCAUUACUUGUUAAGUUAGCACGUUUUCAUCAUCCAUCUCGUCUUUGGUUAUGGUUGAGGAGUUGGUUAUCUGAUCGUUCAGCCUAUUGA